Molecule: messenger RNA, 925 nt
Organism: Megalobrama amblycephala (Wuchang bream)
Lineage: Eukaryota; Metazoa; Chordata; Actinopteri; Cypriniformes; Xenocyprididae
Exons: 4
Coding region: 175-813 (212 amino acids)
Source: RefSeq, a predicted model, not a curated record
CCAGCAUGUAAAGACUUCAAACGAAGGGUGUGCAGAUCUAAAAAUCAUCGUGGAGUUAAAAGCAGCCGAUCUGUAAGGACAGGAUCUUUAUUUGAAAAAUCAAAAAUAAGCUUGCCAUCAUGGUUAACAUUUAUUUACAGGUUCUCUCAAGGAUUGCACCUGAGACAGAUAGACAUGAUGCAGGACAGGAUUGCUAGAAGUUCUAAAACUCUCUCCAGAAUGGCUAAGGUCCUGAGAAAGAUCUGUACCAAGGCUAUGAAAGAGUACCAAAAAAGAAGAAGGCAGCAGAUGGGAGGUCAACAAGAAUUUGUUGUUAUUGAUGAAAGCAAUUUCCGUCAUAAACGAAAGUAUGGACGGGGUAGGGCAUCUACCACAUGGAGGCGAAGGAAGUGGGUUUUUGGAAUGCUGGGUGUGAAACAUAAUCUGCGAAGGCCAAUAUUGCGUCUUGUCACUCGAAGAUCAAGAAAUCAUCUAAUUCCAAUUAUUGUCAAACAUGUGCGUCCAGGUACAAUCCUGAUCUCAGAUGAGUGGAGAGCUUACAGAGGUGUGCUGGCAAAUAUGGGCUACAGACAUUUUACAGUCAAUCACAGUCACUGGUUUGUAGACCCAAACACUGGAGCCCAUUCACAGCAUCUAGAACGAGCAUGGCUGUCUUAUAAAACAAGGGUGUGGAGACUAAGAGGAAACAGGACAGAGAAAAUGUUAAAAGAACAUCUCGCUCUCAUUGAAUGGACCAACUGGCUUGGUGAAAGGCACAGAAGAGGUGUCCUUGGACGGUUAUUCAGAGACAUUUACCAUCAAUUUCCAGUCUAACAAAUCCUAUCUUCUUGUUACAUGUGUGUUUAAUGCUCAAUGGCUGACUUCUUCUAAAACAUUUGUAUACAUUACAAAAUAUAUUCUAAUAAAGAUUAUUUAGUUAUUUUUA